This is a messenger RNA of Bombyx mori (domestic silkworm), 814 nucleotides long. Its product is annotated as calexcitin-2. The transcript has a single exon. The record is from RefSeq and is a predicted model, not a curated record. Gene Ontology annotation, molecular function: calcium ion binding. Lineage: Eukaryota; Metazoa; Arthropoda; Insecta; Lepidoptera; Bombycidae. Bases 172 to 711 code for a protein of 179 amino acids.
AAAGAAAAAAUAUUCGAUGCUGCAUUGCAGGCACAGUGUGUCAGCAAGUUACGUCAAUAUGUACCUUAGGAUACAAGAAAAUAUAGAUAAGAAAUGAUUUCAUGGGGCAGAUACACUAUAUAAAGGCAAUCAAAAGUGACAAGAACUCAUUAGUCGAGACAAAUCAGCAAAAUGGUGUCAGAUUUUAGAAAGAAGAAGUUGUUGCACGUUUUCACCGCUUUCUUCGACACCAAUGGCAGCGGAACCAUUGAUAAAAAGGACUUUGAACUUGCCAUUGAAAGGAUAUCCAAAUCGAGAGGCUGGAGUGCUGGAGAUGCUCAGUACAAAGAAGUUCAAGACACGCUUUUGAAGGUCUGGGAUGGGUUGAGCAGCGCUGACACCGAUAACGACGGCCAAGUCUCCAAAGAAGAGUGGAUUUCCCUCUGGGAGAAGUUUUCCAGCAGCCCCAGUGACUGGCAGAAUUUAUACUGCAAGUUUAUAUUUCAACUUGAGGAUGCUAGUAAUGACGGGUCCAUCGACAGCGAGGAAUUCUCUUCGGUCUACGCAUCUUUUGGUCUAGACAAGGCUGAAGCUGCAUCAGCUUUUCAGAAGCUAUCCAAAGGCAAGUCAUCUGUCUCCUUCGCUGAAUUCCAGGAAUUGUUCAAAGAAUAUUUCGCUUCUGAGGAUGUGAACGCCCCUGGAAACUUUGUCUUCGGGAAGACCAGCUUCUGAAGUAUAGCGAACUGAUUGUGAUCUUAAUUAUGAUCUGUGUUUAGAAUUUGUUGGUCUCGUAUUUAAGUGUAUUGUUAUUAAUAAAAAAAUCAAUUGGAUCCAA